AGUAACACUAAGCAGUUUCCUCUCUAAAAUACUCAAAUGCUAUUAUUAUGUUUUCACUCUCUUCAUUCCUUUCUUCUUCUUCUUCUUCUUCAGAGCACUCUUAUUUAUUGCUUUGUUCCUACUAUUUCUGCUUAAUAUAUGGAUUAUUUUUAUUCUCUCUUUCUCUUGGUUGAUUUUUUUCUGUUCUAGUUUUACUAUUGUCAAUGAUUUUGCUUCAAACUUAGAUAAAGUUGUCUCUUUUAGUUUGAGCUAAGUUUUAUUCUUGGAUCAAGCUCUUUUUUAUUUUUUAUUUUUUGCAUCCCCUUGAUUUCACUUUGAUUCUAGUUUCUUGCUAUAUUCUGUGACCCUUUUGCCCAAAGUUCCAGUCUUUGAUUUGCUAAAAAGCAAAGUAUGGUUCUUGUACGGAUACCCCAUUUGAGGUUCUUUCUGUUUCUGCUUCUUCAUAUUCACUGCAUCAGCUGCUACAACACCACAACAACACCAUUGGGCUGUACGGACACAGGCCGUGUCUGCACCUCUUUCUUGGCCUUUAAGCCUCAGAACCAAAGCUUAGCUGUGAUUCAAAGCAUGUUUGAUGUGUUACCCGGUGACAUCACUGUUGAGGAUAGUGGUUGGGACUAUGUGUUCAUAAGGAAGAACUGUUCUUGUGCCUAUGGCCUCAGGAAGUAUGUGUCUAACACCACUUUUACUGUGAAAUCCAAUCAAGGGUAUGUGUAUGAUUUGGUUAUGGAUGCUUAUGAUGGUCUUGCUUUGCCUCCAAACACAACAAGGAGGGCUAAGAAUGGUGCUGUUGUGUCUUUGAGGUUGUUCUGUGGCUGCUCUAGUGGCUUGUGGAACUAUCUGAUGAGUUAUGUUAUGAGAGAUGGUGACAGUGUUGAAUCAUUGGCAAGUAGAUUUGGGGUUAGUAUGGAUAACAUUGAGAGUGUGAAUGGCAUUGGUAAUCCUGAUAAUGUCACGGUUGGUUCGGUUUAUUAUAUACCUCUUGAUUCAGCUCCAGGUGAUCCCUAUCCCAUUAACAAUACUGCUCCUCCAGCUCCUGUUCCCGCCCCAUCUGUUGAGAAUAUCUCAGGUAUGGAUUAUUGCAAUAUUUCAGCUACUCGUGCAGUAAUAAAAGGCAUAGUUCUCUGUGUUUCUCUGAAGUCAUCAAAUUGUCGCUCUGAAGCCAGAAGUAAUGAAAAAGAUGCUGAGGGGAAGAUAUCUCAUAAGUUCCAUAUUCUUAGAAAUCCAAGUUUUUUCUGUGGUUCUGGGAGGUAUAUAUGUGGCAAAACUGUAGAACAGAAGCAAACUGAUGCCGAAUCCAGUAAUCACACGAUUACCGUUCCCAAAGUUUCAACUCUUGGCCCUGAUGUGUUUGACAUGGAUAAGCCUGUAGUUUUUACAUAUGAAGAGAUUUUCGCCACAACUGAUUGUUUCUCUGAUUCAAAUCUGCUUGGUCAUGGAACCUAUGGUUCUGUUUACUAUAGCCUUCUUCGGGAUCAGGAAGUUGCUAUCAAAAGAAUGACUGCUAUGAAAACAAAAGAAUUCAUGUCAGAGAUGAAAGUUCUAUGCAAGGUCCAUCAUGCUAAUCUGGUAGAAUUGAUCGGCUAUGCGGCUAGUCAGGAUGAGCUUUUCCUUGUUUAUGAAUAUGCUCAAAAGGGUUCACUUAGAAGUCAUUUGCAUGAUCCUCAAAAUAAGGGUCAUUCCCCACUUUCUUGGAUCAUGAGGGUCCAAAUUGCUCUUGAUGCCGCUCGGGGACUUGAAUACAUACAUGAACACACUAAGACUCAUUAUGUCCACCGGGACAUCAAGACGAGCAACAUUUUGCUCGAUGCUUCCUUUAGAGCAAAGAUUUCGGAUUUCGGGUUAGCAAAACUUGUUGGGAAAACAAAUGAUGGCGAAGUUUCAACAACCAAAGUUGUUGGUACUUAUGGAUAUCUUGCACCAGAAUACUUGAGUGAUGGCCUUGCAACAACAAAGAGUGAUGUCUAUGCAUUUGGUGUUGUCCUUUUCGAGAUCAUAUCGGGGAGGGAGGCCAUUAUUCGAACAGAAGGAACGAUGUCCAAAAAUCCGGAUAGGCGUUCAUUGGCGUCUGUGAUGUUGGCAGUCCUUAGGAACUCGCCGGAUUCCGUGAGCAUGUCAAACAUGAGAGAUUAUAUUGACCCAAAUAUGAUGGAUCUGUAUCCCCAUGAUUGUGUAUUUAAGAUGGCCAUGCUGGCGAAGCAAUGCGUGGAUGACGAUCCGGUCUUACGGCCGGACAUGAAACAAGUUGUGAUAUCUCUCUCACAGAUUCUUCUUUCUUCAAUUGAAUGGGAAGCAACUCUGGCAGGGAAUAGCCAAGUAUUUAGUGGCCUUGUUCAGGGAAGAUAGAUAGUUUACACACUCAACAUAUCUCACUCUUUCACUCACCAUUUCUCAACAGGAUUUCUGUUUUUUUUUAAUCUUUAUCCUGCCCUAUACUCCUUCUUAUUUUGUUUUAUUUUAUUUUAUAUAUUUUUGGUUGAUAAUUAUGUGUCCAUAGUAGAUACCUACCUGUGAUUAUGGACCUAUAGUGGGUCAAUAUCUUAUUUUUGGCCAUUUAUUUUUCAUGAAUGUCUUAGCUUAAGCUAUAUACAAUUAUACAUAUAUAUAUCAUGGUUUCCAAUAUUUAGAAAAUUUUGGAUGUAACUAAGGAUAUAUUAUGAUGAUAAUGUUAAGGAAGGAAAAUAUUAAUCUUGGGUUUGUAAUGAUACUGGAAGUUGUAAUUUGACAUUAAUCUAUGCAUGUUUAUAUUCUUUGA
Arachis ipaensis is the source of this 2755-nucleotide messenger RNA. The record is from RefSeq and is a predicted model, not a curated record. Lineage: Eukaryota; Viridiplantae; Streptophyta; Magnoliopsida; Fabales; Fabaceae.